This is a messenger RNA of Plutella xylostella (diamondback moth), 1716 nucleotides long. RefSeq names its product solute carrier family 41 member 1. Gene Ontology annotation, cellular component: plasma membrane. Gene Ontology annotation, molecular function: monoatomic cation transmembrane transporter activity. NCBI's taxonomy places the organism in Eukaryota, Metazoa, Arthropoda, Insecta, Lepidoptera, Plutellidae. The record is from RefSeq and is a predicted model, not a curated record. Gene Ontology annotation, biological process: monoatomic cation transport.
CAGAUGUAGAUAAAGUGGUCGAGUUGUCGGUUGUCGGUUUUCUUGUGUUUUUGUUCGUGAUUUAUUGGCAAAAAAUAUCACUGUUGUUUAUUUAGAUGUUCGCCAACACGAAACACGCAGUGUAAUUGAUUCUUUUCGUUAGCAACCACGUUUGUUAUCUAUCACAAGUGAAGCUAAUCACCUAUUAAUACGUGGACAAUGUAGAAGUUUUACGAUCCAUUUAGGUAAACUUUCUGCUAUGUGUACAGUCUAAUUAAUAUCCGGUUUUAUUACUAAUUCUAGUGUAAAAUAUGAACAGAAGUAAGAGCCAUAACUCGAAAAUGCCAAGAACUGAUAGUGCCGGUGAGACGGACUUGCACUCGGAUGUGUAUCGGCUGGUCGGGGACUCGAAGCCGCCGGAUAUAAAGAUGAAGGGGGAGAGCUCGUGGGUCGCCGGCAUCCAGAUGUUCGCGUCAUUCCUGCUGGCGGGCUUCGGCAUGGUGGCCGCCAGCCUGCUGCUGGACGUCGUGCAGCACUGGCAGGUCUUCAUGCAGGUCUCUGAAGUGUACAUCCUAGUCCCAGCCCUAUUGGGGCUCAAGGGUAAUCUAGAAAUGACUUUAGCAUCCAGACUGUCUACUCACGCGCACUUAGGCCACCUUGAUACUAGUCUAAGUACUUUAGUAAUAGGCAAUCUGUGUUUAAUACAAUGUCAAGCAGUUCUAGUUGGAUUUCUAGCUGCUAUGGCAGCCAUAGCCAUGGGGUGGAUACCAGAUGGGCAGUUUGACAUCCAUCACACUCUCCUGUUGUGUGCAUCUAGUGUCCUAACAGCAUCAUUUGCCAGUUUCAUACUGGGAUUGAUUAUGAUUGGUGUGGUAGUUAUAUCAAAGAAUUUAAAUAUAAAUCCAGACAACAUAGCUACACCUAUUGCAGCUAGCCUGGGAGAUUUGACAACCUUGGCACUGUUGUCUUGGAUAGCAUCUCUACUGUAUAGAUCAAUUGGCACAAGCAUUGUAUUGCCAAGUAUAAUUAUAUUAGUUGGCGCCGUACUUGUGCCUGUCUGUGGGUACACAGCUUGGAAGAAUACAUUCACAAGGCAAGCUUUAGAUGAGGGGUGGGUGCCAGUUGUGUCUGCCAUGGUGAUCAGCAGUGCCGGUGGGCUAAUAUUAGACUACACAGUAUCUCAGUACAAAGGCAUUGCUGUAUUUCAGCUAGUCAUUAAUGGUAUUGGUGGAAACAUGGUGGCUGUCCAUGCAUCCAGGCUGUCCACUAGCCUUCAUACAGGUCAAAAAGAAGGCUCUAUCAUUGGGGGCACUACCAAGAUGUUGUUGCUGAUGGUUAUACCUGGUCAACUGAUUUUCAUUUACACUAUAGGCUAUUUGAAAGCUGGCCACACAUCUUUGACACCUAUAUUUAUUUUAAUUUACAUGGCGGCUGCUCUGCUGCAAGUUUUCCUUCUCCUGUCUAUCAGUCACUGGAUGGUGGUGUGGAUGUGGAAGCUCGGGAUGGACCCUGAUAAUUCAGCUAUUCCAUACCUCACUGCAUUGGGAGACUUGCUAGGAACAGCUUUGUUGGGACUGGCCUUCUACAUUUUGUAUGCUAUUGGAGACAAGGACAGUGAUUUAGGUGACUAAUAAAUUUUAUAUUAUUUGGUCAGUACUUCAUACAUAUCAUAAUUCUAAUUAUAAUUUUGUCAAAGCUAGCAAGGUUCAGCUGCUUUUCAGCGCAACUCAUUCAUUG